AUGUCCACGCUUCCUGGUGCUGACGCUGGGGCGGACUUUGUCCAGUCGUGCGUAAAAUUUGUGACCAAUGUCGCGUUCACCGACAUUGCCCAGUACAAGGCGAGCCAUGCAACAGGUCUCGCAUCGCCGUUUGUUGUUCUCCUUGGCACGCAUGCCCAAUUACGGGAAGAUGCAGUGAAGGAGCUUCCAUUCUACUGCCCUGCCGUAGCUGAGGCGAUUGAACGUGUGAAAAAGGGGGAUACCUACGCGGUACUCGCGGAGGGUCUUAAUAAUGAGGCAAAAGAGAGGUUUGUGCGUGUGGUGGUUGGUGAGGUGCCAUCUGAGGCCUCCCGCAACAACUGUCCUGCCCGACCUGACGUGGUCGCCUCGCUUGUCUCCACAGCCCUUGAGGAGGUAAAGGGGAAGGAGACAAAGGUGGAUAUAUUUGUCCGUUCAACCGCAGCCGUCGCAAUGGCGGUGGCAGUGGCGCGAAGCGCCCGCCGCAACUUCACCGCCAAGGAGGGUCUGGCUACGAAGGGGUACUGUGCCGACAGUGUGCGUCUCACUGUGGUGUUCCCGGUUGCCCCCAACCCGCCAGCAGACGAAUUGGCUGUUAUUGCCACUUCGACCCAGCUUUGCCAACGCCUUGUGGAUGCACCGACGAAUCUGCUUAACACCGCCACCUUUACGGAGGUGGCGCAGGCCUAUGCCAAGGAGCUGGGUUGUGCCAUUGACGUCAUUUGUGGCGAGGAGCUGCGCGAACGGGGUUACGGCGGCAUAUAUUCUGUGGGAAGAGGUGCGGCAGAGGCACCGCGGCUUGUAACGCUUCUGUAUAAACCCAAGGUUACGGUAAAGGCGAAGGUCGCCUUGGUCGGUAAGGGUAUUGUCUACGACUGUGGCGGCUUGGCGCUGAAACCACCUGCUUUUAUGACAGGGAUGAAGCGCGACAUGGGGGGUGCAGCGGCGAUCUUUUGUGGUUUUCUCACCGCUGUGCGUCUGCAGCAGCCACUUGAGCUAAGUUGCACCAUGUGCCUGGCCGAGAAUGCGGUGGGGCCCCAUGCGUACCGCAACGACGACGUUGUAACGUUGAAGUCAGGCAAGACGGUGGAAGUGAAUAACACCGACGCUGAGGGUCGCAUUGUGCUCGGCGACGGCGUCUUUCACGCGACUCAUGAGCUUCCCUUCACGCCAGAGGUUGUUGUUGACAUGGCCACGUUAACGGGUGCACAGGGUAUUGCCACUGGCCGCAAACAUGCAGGCCUUUUUGUGAACGACGAGGAGGCCGAAUUGACCUUCUUGAAGGCAGGCAAGGAGUCUGGCGAGACGUGCUUCCCUGUGCUGUACUGUCCGGAGUACCAUGCUCCAGAGUUCAAAAGUCCCGUUGCGGAUAUGCGCAACUUAAUGAAGCAGACUAACAACGCUGGUGUGUCGUGCGCCGGACACUUUGUUGCCAGUCAUCUCAGUCCGGACUUCAAGGGCAAGCAUAUCCACGUGGAUAUGGCUUUUCCAGUGUUUGAGGAUGACAAGGCCACAGGUUUCGGUCCUGCACUCCUGAUAGAGUACUUCCGGAAGCUGUGA
Messenger RNA from Trypanosoma rangeli, 1557 nucleotides. Its product is annotated as aminopeptidase. The record is from RefSeq and is a predicted model, not a curated record. The transcript has a single exon. Lineage: Eukaryota; Euglenozoa; Kinetoplastea; Trypanosomatida; Trypanosomatidae. Gene Ontology annotation, cellular component: cytoplasm. The coding region runs from base 1 to 1557 and encodes 518 amino acids. Gene Ontology annotation, molecular function: manganese ion binding; metalloaminopeptidase activity. Gene Ontology annotation, biological process: proteolysis.